UUAUUUAAAAAAAUGUUCCCAGAUUCCGACAUCGCAAAAAAGUAUGGGUGUGGACAUACCAAGACCCAGGCAAUAACUGUUUCCACUGCUGAGGGGAUAAGAGAGAGUACUCUAAGUAAGCUCAGAACAUCAUUAUUUUCUCUUUCCACUGACGGAAGCAAUGACAUAUUAGAUAAAAAGCUAUAUCCUUUAAUUUUUAAUUAUUAUGAUGAAGAAAAAGGACAAAUCGUAUCAUCACUGGUUUCUUUAUCUGAAUCAACUAACAACACUGGUGAGGGAAUUUUUCAACUUCUUGAUGGAGAGUUUAAAAAAUAUCUACUGAAGUGGGAGAGUUGCAUAGCAUUCAGUUCUGAUAAUGCUAACACAAUGGCUGGAUGUAAUAAAGGUGUUUUGAGCUAUAUAAAACAGAAGCAACCAAAUAUAAAAUUCAUUGGAUGCCCUUGUCAUUUGGUUCAUCUAGCAGCUCAAAAAGCUACAGCAUCAUUGCCCGUUGAUGUGGAGAAUUUGGUGAUAAAAGUUUUUUACUACCUUGAAAAGAGUAGUAAAAGAAAGCAUGAAUUUAAAAACUGUCAGAUAGAAUGUGAUGUGAAACUUUACAAGAUUUUAAAACAUGUUUCAACUCGGUGGUUAAGUUUAGAAAAUUCUCUAAAGAGACUAGUUGAGCAGUGGAACCCAUUGCUAAUUUUUUUUUCACAGUCCGAUGUUAAAGAGAAUGCUAGCUCAGAAAAAAUAAAAUAGUUCCUGAAAUCAAAC
Parasteatoda tepidariorum (common house spider) is the source of this 753-nucleotide messenger RNA. The record is from RefSeq and is a predicted model, not a curated record. Lineage: Eukaryota; Metazoa; Arthropoda; Arachnida; Araneae; Theridiidae.